This is a messenger RNA of Aspergillus clavatus NRRL 1, 1002 nucleotides long. RefSeq names its product 3-dehydrosphinganine reductase (gene ksrA). The record is from RefSeq and is a predicted model, not a curated record. Gene Ontology annotation, biological process: sphingolipid biosynthetic process. The transcript has 3 exons. Lineage: Eukaryota; Fungi; Ascomycota; Eurotiomycetes; Eurotiales; Aspergillaceae. Gene Ontology annotation, molecular function: 3-dehydrosphinganine reductase activity. Gene Ontology annotation, cellular component: endoplasmic reticulum membrane. Bases 1 to 1002 code for a protein of 333 amino acids.
AUGUUCGGUUGGGGUUCUUCCACAAACCAAUUCCCCGUUGAGGGACAGACUGUUCUCAUCACUGGUGGCUCUGAUGGAAUGGGCAAGGCGGUAGCUUGCCAGCUUGCGGAAAAGGGGGCAAACGUUGUCAUUGUGGCACGCACUGUCAAGAACCUCCAAGAAGCGAUUGAAAUGAUCAAGGCAUACGCUGCAGAUCUCAGCAAGCAAAGGUUUCACUACAUUAGUGCUGAUCUCACAGAUGCCGCAGAAUGCGAGCGUGCCCUGGCCGAAGUGACUGAGUGGAAUCGGGGUGUGCCGCCAGACGUCGUUUGGUGUUGUGCCGGCUAUUGUACUCCUGGUUUCUUCGUUGACACGCCUGUUGACACGCUGCGGAGCCAGAUGGAUACUGUCUACUGGACUGCGGCCAACACAGCGCAUGCAACUUUGAAGCAUUGGCUGAAGCCUGUUGGCCCAAGCGAGCAGGUACCGCUGCCUCGGAGACAUCUCAUCUUCACUUGCUCGACUCUUGCUUUUGUUCCUAUCGCUGGAUAUGCUCCCUACUCCCCAGCCAAGGCCGCAAUUCGCUCGCUGUCCGACACCCUCAGCCAAGAGAUUGAAAUGUACAAUGGUGCCCGCUCAGCAAGGUCGCGCACCGACGCCCCCCCUGCAGAUGUCAAGAUUCAUACGAUUUUCCCCAUGGGCAUCUUGAGUCCGGGCUUUGACAAGGAGCAACAGAUCAAACCGAAACUGACCAGGGAGCUGGAAGAAGCCGACAAGCCACAAUCCCCGGUGGAAGUUGCUCGGAUUUCAAUUCAAGGGCUCGAGAGAGGCGAUUAUCUGAUCACCACGAUGUUUGUGGGUCACAUGAUGAAAGGUACUGCGCUUGGAGCCAGCCCAAGGAAUUCUCUCAUUGGGGAUACUUUGACCAGCUGGGCCAGCAGCCUAGUUUUCUUGCAUGUGAUCCCUGAUCUUCGAAAGAAGGCUUUCAACUGGGGCUUCAAGAACGGUGUUACCAAAUCCUAG